AUGCAGCAUUCAGAUAACAAUCCCUUUGAUGAAGAAGCUUUACACAACCUUGUGACAGCUCAGAAUGAACAUGCUACUAGAGAGGUACAAGCUAAUACUCUAUUAAGACAAAAAUCAAGAGAUAAAUGGGUUCAAGAAGGUGCAACCAACACUCAUUAUUUUCAUACCAAGAUGAAGAUAAGACAAGCUACAAAUUUAAUUACUGAAAUUGAAGAUGCUCAAGGAAAUAUCAUCACUGAUCAUGCCCUUAUUGCUGAUUUAUUAGUUCAUCACUUUCAACAAAAAUUUAAGUUUCAAGAAGUUCAUAUUGCAGAUAAAUUGUUAGAUGUUAUUCCUUCAUCAGUUACCACUUCAGAUCAAGCACUGUUGGAUGCGGUACCAAGUAGUGCAGAGAUUAAAAGCAUCAUUUUUGCAAUGGAUCCAGAGAGUGCUGCUGGUCCUGAUAGUUUUUCUGGUAUUUACUAUAGAACUUGCUGGGAAAUCAUCUGCAAUGAUCUAGUAAUUCAAUUUUGUUGGGAGAGAAAAUUCAUUCCAAAAGGGCUCAAUUCCAAUUUCUUAGUUCUUCUUCCAAAAUGUCAAGGAGCAAAAAAAGCAAAUCAGUUCAGACCCAUUGGAUUGAGUAACGUGUUAUUCAAAAUCUUCACUAAAAUAAUCACUACAAGGAUGAAUAAUCUAAUGGUGAAAUUGAUAUCUCCUCAACAAGCAGCUUACAUCAAAGGCAGGAGUAUCCAUGAACAAGUUUUGCUUGCUUCAGAGAUGGUGAAUGAAAUGAAGAGGAAAAGAAGAGGAGGUAAUGUUGCUUUCAAACUGGAUAUAUCUCAAGCUUAUGAUUCUAGGUUUAAAGCAGGUGAUCCAUUAUCACCAAUACUUUUUAUGCUAAUGGAAGAUGUACUCAGUAGAAACAUCUCUCAUCUAGUUGAACAAGGUAAAAUAUUUCCAAUGGUGGUUAAAACUGGUGUUCAUCCAACUCACCUUUUCUUUGCAGAUGAUGUUUUUAUAUUCUGCAAUGGAGCUAAGAAAUCUUUGAACAACUUAUUCACCUUACUUGAUGAAUAUCAAGCUAUCUCAGGUGUAAUCUUAGCUCCUGGAAGAGUAACUUCAGCUAUGGUCUGGCCUGUGGUAGAAAUGAUUCAACACAAAUUAGCUAAAUGGAAAGUUUAUAAAUGGCCUUCAUCUGUCAUUAAAAUCUGUGAAAAGUUGAUUAGAAAUUUCUUAUGGUCUGGUGACAGUGAUGUGAGAAAGUAUAAAACAUUUUCAUGGAAAAAGAUGAAAUUGCAUAAAUUGAUAAAGGGUAAUAAAUGGGAAAUUCCUAUUGAAUUGGAAUCUAUUUUUGAGCUUAAUAACAUGCCUGGAAUUGGUGGAGGAACUGAUAGAAUGAUUUGGAAUGGAUGUUCAUAUGGUAAAUUUACUACUACAAUGGCAAUGGAAAAACUAAGAUUUAAAGAGCAGCAACAAGUAUGGUCUUCUUUCCUUUGGAAAUCCUUCUUACAUCCCAGUAUUGCCUGCAAUGUAUGGAAGCUCUUACAAGGUGUAUAUAUAGAUGAUGACACAGUGAGGAAUGAAGAAUCAUUUACAGAUGUAUGUAAUGGUGCAAGUCAUCAUAGUCCAUUAGUUAAAGAGAUCUGGUUUACAGCAGCCUGUGCUACUAUGAAGGAAUUAUGGUUCCAAAAGAACUCAAGUCUUUUUGAUAAUGGAAAGGUCAAUAUUCAUAAGUUUAAAAGAAGAAUUCUUCAGGUGGUGCAUGAAGGAGGUGUGAGGAUGAAAGGUAAAAGAUGGGCAUAUAACUAUGAUUCCCAUAUAAUAUCUUUUUUCAAUUUGAGAUCAAGAAUAGCUUGUCAGUAA
Papaver somniferum (opium poppy) is the source of this 1842-nucleotide messenger RNA. RefSeq lists its product as uncharacterized. The record is from RefSeq and is a predicted model, not a curated record. NCBI's taxonomy places the organism in Eukaryota, Viridiplantae, Streptophyta, Magnoliopsida, Ranunculales, Papaveraceae. The transcript is spliced from 6 exons. Bases 1 to 1842 code for a protein of 613 amino acids.